CCCGUCUUUCCUCCUGCCAUGGCCGCAAGAACCAUGCGCGCCGUGCAAUACGGCGGCUACGGCGGUGGCGCCGCCGCUCUCCAGAAUCUCGGUGGCAAUACUGCACCUGAAACUUUUCCUCUGAUACUAGAGGUUUGUUCGCUUCCGUGCUCUUCGGAGGAAGCUGAACUGAGCCUUUCAAGAACAUGUCAUAGAAUCUCGGUCGCAACACUGCACCUGAAGCUUUUCCUCUGAUACUAGUCCGUUUGUUUGCUUCACCUCAUGGUCAAAGCAUGUUGAGAUCCAGGUUCCUUCACCCAAGAAGGAUGAGGUGCUCCUGAGAGUGGAAGCAGCAAGCAUGAACCCAGCUGACUGGAAAGUCCAGAAGGGAGCGUUCCGGCCUUUUCUGCCAUCCAAGUUUCCAUUUGUUCCAGUAUCGGAUGUUGCAGGAGAAGUUGUUGAGGUUGGACCUGGCGUCGAUGGCUUCAAGCCAGGAGACAAGGUGGUCACAUGGCUUGGAUUUAAAGCAGGUGGACUCGCGGAGUACGCUGUUGCACCAGUAAACCUGACGGUCCACAUUCCACCUGAAGUAUCAGCCGCAGACGCUGCAGGUCUGCCUAUAGCGGGCUUUACUGCUCUACAGGCGCUGAGGUACGCCACAACCAAGUUCGACGGCACCGGCGAUCCAGCAAACGUCCUCAUCACUGCCGCCUCUGGCGGUGUCGGGACGUUCGCCGUCCAGAUCGCCAAGCUCGGAAACCUCCAUGUCACCGCCACCUGCGGCGCCCGGAACAUGGAGCUGGUGAGGAGCCUGGGCGCAGAUGAGGUGCUUGACUACAAGACCCCGGAAGGCAAGAGCUUGAAGAGCCCUUCGGGCAGGAAGUACGACGUCGUCGUGAACUGCACCACCAGCGUUGGCUGGUCCAGCUUGGAGUCCAACCUCGCAGCUCACGGGAAGGUCGUCGAUCUCAAUCCUUCGCCGGGGGCUUUCCUUCGUUCUGCUCUGAAGCAAUUGACCUGCUCGAAUAAGAAGCUGGUGGUGCUGUUCGCGACGGCGACGAAGGAGGACUUGCAGUUCCUGGUUGAGCUGGUGAAGGGAGGGAAGCUUAGGACGGUGAUCGACUCGAGAUACGCACUGGGCAAGGCGGAGGAGGCCUGGGCAAAGAGCAUGGAGGGUCAUGCCAGUGGUAAGAUCAUCGUCGAGUGUGACCAAGUCAUGGACAUAUAAAUAUCAAGCGUUUGAUCCCAAUUGUAUCAAGAUUUGUGUGAAUCCAAGUGAAAUCAUUGUCAAUAUGAUGCCAAGCAGUUCGAUUCA
Musa acuminata AAA Group (dessert banana) is the source of this 1294-nucleotide messenger RNA. Its product is annotated as quinone-oxidoreductase QR1, chloroplastic-like. The transcript is spliced from 5 exons. Bases 338 to 1207 code for a protein of 289 amino acids. NCBI's taxonomy places the organism in Eukaryota, Viridiplantae, Streptophyta, Magnoliopsida, Zingiberales, Musaceae. Gene Ontology annotation, molecular function: oxidoreductase activity. The record is from RefSeq and is a predicted model, not a curated record.